This is a messenger RNA of Penicillium cosmopolitanum, 1092 nucleotides long. RefSeq names its product O-sialoglycoprotein endopeptidase (gene kae1). The transcript has 3 exons. NCBI's taxonomy places the organism in Eukaryota, Fungi, Ascomycota, Eurotiomycetes, Eurotiales, Aspergillaceae. Bases 1 to 1092 code for a protein of 363 amino acids. The record is from RefSeq and is a predicted model, not a curated record. Gene Ontology annotation, biological process: tRNA threonylcarbamoyladenosine modification. Gene Ontology annotation, cellular component: EKC/KEOPS complex; cytoplasm.
AUGAUCGCCAUUGGCAUGGAGGGCUCCGCCAACAAGAUUGGUAUAGGCAUUAUGUCACAUCCCAAAGAUGGCAGCCCACCACAAGUCCUCGCGAACAUUCGACACACCUAUGUUUCCCCACCUGGAGAAGGCUUUUUGCCCAAAGAUGUGGCCCGUCACCACCGGACAUGGGUUGUCAACCUGGUGAAAGGAGCCCUCAAGGAGGCCCGAGUGUCGGUCGAGGAGGUCGACUGUAUCUGCUUCACCCAAGGACCUGGAAUGGGUGCCCCGCUACAAGCUGUCGCAAUUGCGGCGCGCAUGCUGAGUCUUCUUUGGGGCAAGGCAUUGAUCGGUGUGAAUCACUGUGUAGGGCACAUUGAAAUGGGCCGUCUGAUUACCGGCGCAACCAACCCCGUCGUCCUAUACGUCUCUGGCGGCAAUACACAAGUCAUCGCAUACAGCUCUCAACGGUACCGAAUUUUCGGCGAAACUCUUGAUAUCGCUGUUGGAAACUGUUUGGACCGAUUCGCGCGCACAUUACACAUAUCCAAUGAUCCGUUCCCAGGUUAUAAUAUCGAGCAACUUGCCAAGCAAGGCAGGCAACUAGUGGACCUUCCAUACGUGGUGAAGGGCAUGGAUGUCUCAUUUUCAGGAAUUUUGGCGGCCAUCGAUAGCUUGGCUGCGACGUUGGGGUUAGGAGGGGAAGAACGGGCGAGAGAAGAUGCCGAGAAGGCCUCAAACGUGGAGCAGCAGACAAGCCAAAACCAAGGCUCCGACUCCGACUCCGGCUCCGACAACAAACCUACUCGUGCGGAUCUGUGUUUCUCGCUUCAGGAAACUGUUUACGCUAUGCUUGUUGAGAUCACCGAGCUUCUUAUCGUUGGUGGUGUGGGCUCCAACGAACGACUACAAGAGAUGAUGGGAAUUAUGGCGCGGGAUCGUGGUGGUAGCGUUUACGCCACGGAUGAACGCUUUUGUAUCGAUAAUGGAAUCAUGAUCGCGCAAGCUGGAAUGUUGGCUUAUCAGUCUGGCUUCCGGACUGCUCUGAAGGACUCUUCUUGCACACAACGAUUCAGAACAGAUGAAGUGCAUGUCAAGUGGCGGGAGGAUUGA